Messenger RNA from Pararge aegeria (speckled wood butterfly), 5899 nucleotides. RefSeq names its product Down syndrome cell adhesion molecule-like protein Dscam2 (gene Dscam3). The record is from RefSeq and is a predicted model, not a curated record. Gene Ontology annotation, molecular function: protein binding. NCBI's taxonomy places the organism in Eukaryota, Metazoa, Arthropoda, Insecta, Lepidoptera, Nymphalidae. Gene Ontology annotation, biological process: axon guidance; cell-cell adhesion. Gene Ontology annotation, cellular component: axon; plasma membrane. The transcript has 37 exons. The coding region runs from base 1 to 5628 and encodes 1875 amino acids.
AUGAUACGUGACCCUGAUCGUUGGCUUUGCUUCCCAGGAGGCGAGGCGCAGGAGCACGGGCCCGUGUUCCUGAUGGAGCCGCCGGCGCGCCUCGUGUUCUCCAACAGCACGGGCGCGCGCGCGUCUUGCGCUGCGCACGGGUUCCCCACCCCGCAGCUAUCGUGGCAGCUACCCGACGGCACUCAGCUGGACGACGUUCCUGGACUUAGACAGGUGCUGGAUAACGGCACGCUGUCGUUCCUGCCGUUCGCCGCGCCACAGUACCGGCAGGACGUGCAUGCGACGGUGUACCGCUGCCGCGCGCACAACGCACACGGUGCCAUCGUGUCGCGCGACAUGCGCACGCAAGCAGUGGUGUGGCAGGAGUGGCAGGUGCAUGUUACGUCAACACCGGCGGAGGUGGGUGGGCCAGCGCUGCUGACUUGUGCGACGCCGACCGCGGUUAGAGACCAUUCAUCCGUUGCUGCGUGGUACAGAGACGACGCCGUUCUAUCAGCAGGGGAUCAUUACUCUGGCCCGACCCUGCUGGUUGACGAGGGCUGGAAGCUGAUCGUGCGCUCCGUCCGCGUUGAGGACUCACGUGCUCAAUACUCCUGCUCCGUUCUGGACUCGCUUACGGGCGAGCGACGCAGGAGUCCUCCGAUCAGUAUCGAUGUUGCUCCUAUGAGUACGUCUACCGCGCCGCGUGCUCUGUGGGGCGGGGUGUGGGAGGCCAGCGCAAGGCGCGGCGGGGACGCCGUGCUCCCGUGCCUCGCGCACGCCAACCCACCACCUACCAUCAUGUGGUAUCGAGAGACAGCCAGUGGAGUGCUUCGGGAAAUACGCGAAGGUGAAGGCGGUGGAAGAUACAGCAUAGCUGCAGACGCGCUGACGAUCAGAAGAGCUGAACUUGUGGAUGAUGGAAGAUGGGCGUGCCGGGCCGCCAAUGCUCACGGUCAUCUGACGCUGCGGCUGCAUCUGGCCUUGAGAGCUCAUUUGACAGUUCACGCUCAACCACACACACAGGUGGUGAACAGCGGCGGCACGGCCGUCAUCAACUGCUCGUGGGCCGGCUGGCCAGCGCCGCGCCUGGAGUGGCUGCACAACGGCGUACCCGUGGCGGCGGGCGUGGGCGGCGGCCGCGUACGCGUGCUGGGCGGCGGCGAGCAACUCGUGGUCGCGGCCGUGCACCGUGCUGACCGUGGCGUGUACCAGUGCGUGGCGCGUAGCGAGCGUGACGCCGCGCAAGCCAGCGCCGAGCUCAGGCUAGGAGAUACCGCGCCCGAGCUGCAGUACACGUUCAUCGAGCAAGUGCUGCGCCCGGGGCAAGUGGUUACGCUGAAAUGCUCUGCAGCGGGCUCGCCACCGCCGCACUUCACGUGGCUGCUCGACGGCCAGCCGCUCAACACCAUGGCCAGAGGACAUAGAUACAGCAUAGAACAGUUCGCGACGAAGAGCAACGAGGUGGUCAGCUACCUGAACAUCACUGCAGUCCGGUCGGAGGACGGCGGGCUUUACACCUGCAAGGCUGCCAACUCGCUCGGAGAAAUAUCGCACACCUCCCGGCUGAAUAUCUAUGGUCCACCGUACGUGCGUUCCAUCGGACCAAUCAGAGCGGUCGCCGGGCGCGAACUCGUGCUCUACUGCCCUUAUUCGGGGUAUCCUAUAAGUUCUGUGCGUUGGGAGCGUGACGGCAACCAGCUAGAGUGGGAGGGCAGUGCCAGUGGCGAGGGCGCUUUGAGAAUAGCUCGAGUGGAAGCGGCCAGCGCUGGCGCCUACACGUGCAGUGCCAUCGGGCCGCACGGGGAAAUAGCGAGGCGGGAGCUACAGCUCAUUGUUAGCAAUCCUCCGGAAAUUGAGCCCUUUUCAUUUUCGGCGAACUUGCAAGAAGGCAAGCGGGCACAAGUCAGCUGUAGUGUCGCGUCGGGGGACAUGCCCGUCAGAUUCGCGUGGUUGAAGGACAACGCACCGAUACCCGCUGAUCUUCAGGUAGAAGAGCGGGGCGCGGAUUUUUUCAGCAACCUCGUAUUUAAAGAGGUUUUCGCCCGCCACAGCGGGCUUUACACCUGCGUGGCCUCUAACAACGCCGCCAAAGUUAACUAUACCGCAGAACUGGUUGUGAAAGUAUCCCCUAAGUGGAUACAAGAGCCCUCGGACGCAUCGGUACUUGCGGGGGAACCCCUCGCGUUACAUUGUCAUACCACCGGGUCGCCUACACCCCAUACAACUUGGAUGAAGCAAAGAGCCGGUUCUGCAUCAGACUUCGUUCCCAUAGUGAACCUAGGAGGAAGGUUUCAGUUCCUGUCGAACGGUACUCUCGGGAUCGAGGCAGCUCUUGCCUAUGACGAGGGCUACUACAUGUGCAAAGCUGAGAACGGAGUCGGCACUCCACUCUCUAAGAAUAUUUUUGUAGCAAUUAAUGAGCCGGCGCGGUUUGAAGUGACGUCGCACAACGUGUCCGCGAGGCGCGAGGCGGGCGCGACGCUGGUGUGCGAGGCGCGAGGUGACGCUCCUCUCCGCCUUUCCUGGUCACGAGACAACGCACCGCUAGAUCUUUCUACCUAUAGGUUAAGUAUAUCAGAAGCAAAGACUGAUAGUGGUUUAAGGUCGCAGCUGUACAUCAGCCGCACCGACCGCCAGGACUCCGGCGUGUACAAGUGCCAGGCGGUCAACGCGUACGGCCACAGCGACCAUUAUAUUUAUCUCUCCGUCCAAGAAAAGCCGGAAACGCCUCAAUCUCUGUCCGUAACCGAAAUCCAGUCGCGCGCAGUGCGGCUGUCGUGGAGUCUGCGCUUCGACGGCAACUCGCCGCUGCUGGGCUACACGCUGCAGUACACGGCGCUGUCAGCGCAGGGCGCCAUCCGCGUGUCGCACUGGGACGGUGCCACCACCAUCAACGUGUCACUGCACGGGACCCAUUCCCAUUCACACGUCACGCUUACCAAGAAAGGUGAUAUCCACUACGAAGCCCUACUAAGCAGCCUACGCCCACACACAGCAUACAUGAUACGCAUAGCUGCCGUCAAUCAAAUUGAUCACAGUGCGUUCACUGAAGCUGUAGUCGUCAAGACACAAGAGGAAGCACCAUCAGAAGCUCCAAGCGGCGUAUCAGUAUCAGCAGGUGCGGCAGGAGAACUGCACGUAUCUUGGCGCUCACCUCCACGGGACGCAUGGCAUGGUGAACUACUAGGAUACUCCGUGUCUUGCGCGGAGCUAGGUCCGGACGCUGUGACACUCCCCAAUUCAACUAGAACUCUAACAGUUAACGGCUGGUCAGCAAGCGAGUUAACCUUAUCAGCGUUGAAGAAGUUUACGCGAUACGAGGUGCGAGUGAGAGCAUUCAAUGGAGUCGCGGCCGGACCUCCUUCUGCUCCCGUCACUGCCACGACCUUAGAAGGAGUUCCAGAAGCGGCUCCAACUAGAGUGACGUGCUCUGCUCUAUCAUCAUCGAGUAUCAAGGUAUCGUGGGCACCUCCACCGCCGGCCUUCCGCAACGGCAUCAUACAGGGCUACAAAAUCAUCUACGCACCACUAUCUACUAGCCAUGCGGAGGGUGCGGAAAUAAAGCGCGUGUCGACGACGGAGACGUAUCUGCACACGCUGCACAAGUACAGCAACUACUCGCUGCAAGUGGUCGCCUACACCGCCGCGGGGGACGGCAAGCGCAGCGCGCCCACCUACUGCAUGACCGAGGAAGAUGUGCCAUCAGCUCCAGAAAAGAUAAAAGCGCUGCCGUAUUCCAGCGACUCAGUGCUCGUGAGCUGGCUGCCUCCCGUACACCCCAACGGUGUCAUAUCGCACUACACCGUUUACUAUCGCGAAGCGGGGCGGUUAGGUAAACAUUUAAGCUUCACUGUGUCUGCUGAUAAGAACCCUGAAAUAGAGCUGAUGUUCCAAGUGAGAAAUCUCAUGGAAAACCAGCUCUACGAGUUCUGGGCAUCUGCUACCACGGGUUCUGGUGAAGGAGAAUCGACGCCUGUGGUAGGACAAGGACCGAGCGCAAGGAUACCAGCUCGCAUCGCCUCGUUCGGCGGCGAGCGGCGCGUGGGCGCGGGGCGCGGCGCGCUGCUGGCGUGCGCGGCGGUGGGCGCGCCCGCUCCCCGCACGCGCUGGACGCACGCGCGCGCGCCCGUCACGCACCACCGGUACUACCAGGUCACCAGAUCCGGCCACCUGCAUAUACGAGAAGUAAACGAGCAAUCAUCUGGCAACUUCUCGUGCACAGCCACAAACAGCAUCGGCGAGGACUCCAUUGUUUACGUGGUUAAAGCAGUGCUACCACCCGGGGCACCAGCCUUAUCCCUUCAGUACACAACUGCUACUAGUAUCAAGCUACACUGGAGCCUUCCCACUUCUGAUACUGACCAGCCUGUUCUUGGAUACAUCCUGCAGUACAAACAAGCAUCCGAAACAGAGUGGCACAGCAUCGAACUAUCGCCAGAACAGACUUCCUACACCAUGGACAUGUUGAAAUGUGGCACAACAUACAACGCGAAGAUUCAGGCUCAAAAUAAGAUAUCCCUAGGACCGCCCAGCGAAAUACUCACUGCUACUACUAGAGGCGGACGUCCCAAAGCGCCAAAACCAGAAGAACACGUCCAUACGAAUGCUACUGCAAUCAAAAUUAACCUGUACGCUUGGCGCGACGCUGGCUGCCCGAUACUUGGAUUCCGUGUUGCCUACCGGCGAGCUGGUGACGACCAUUGGAUACAGGCCGGAGCUGGUCUGAGUGCAGCGAGGCACGUGGUCGGCGCAUUAGCCCCGGGCGCUUGGUACGAAGUGGCCGUGGAAGCGUGGAGCGACGCCGGCGUUGAACGAGUCACGCUCCUAGCUGACACCCAUACCCUUGCUGGAGGACGUAUUCCUCCUCUACGCGUAGUGCCGCCUCCCUCUGGGGGUGCGCGCACGGGGGCUAUGCGGACUGCACUCGUUUGGUGCGCAGCCAGUGCUCUUGUGAUCGUGGGCGCGUUGGCCGCCAUUUUGUGUGUACUGCACGCUAAGCGGAAGUUCUUUUGCUUAUCUAACGACCACUACUUGCGGGACAACCGCAAGCUUAGCGAAAGCAACGAAGCCGAAAGGGAGAAGCUCCGAGAGGGACACAAACUGUACUCCUCCUCAUCCAUCAACGGCAAUGAGAAAUCCAACGAUGAUUCUUCAGCGGAGCUGUACGAGAUCAGUCCGUAUGCGACGUUCGGCGGCGGUGCGGCGGCGCACUCGCUGCAAUUCCGUACGCUGGCGCGCCGCGACGACGACGCUGCGCCACCUCACCGCAGGCGAAGACGCGCUUGCGAUCAUUAUAGAUACGAUGAGUCAAGCCUCUCAAAGUGUUCAACAGUGGAAGCGCGACACAGGCUACGCGCCGCUCCCGCCCCCGCCCCCACGCCCGCCCCCGCACCACACUGGCGGGAGCGGUCAGACUCCGAUGACUACAGUGAUAGUGCUGCCAACACAACUACCAAAGGUUCAGGCGGCUCCGGUGGCGGCAGUGCGUACGGCAGUGGGCGGCGCACCGCCAGCAGCGGAGGUCAAAACGGGAGCGAUGGGCUUUCGGGAGUAUUUGCACCAGUGCCUCCUGAUAUAUCCUCGCUAAUAGACAAAUACCAACAAAGAAAAGAACAAGAACGUCGGGAAUGCACAAUCCACGUCUAACAUUCCAUGGUCCAUUGUAGAUUUUAUAUAUUUAGUCUAAAAAUAACUCAACUGAACCGUUCAACGCAACCUCACCUAUUUUACAUAGAUUUUGUUACGAAAUAAGCUUUUAUGCGUAAAUUAAAAUCAUUUCAUCAAAAAUAUUUUAUUACAUAUCACGACAAAAUUAGUUCUUGGCAAUUAUUUUUGAAAAUCCAAAAACCUACACUUCAUGAAUUUUGGAUAAUCUGAAAAAACUGUAAACGAGAUAAAUAUAAUAUAAAAUAACAAA